Molecule: messenger RNA, 978 nt
Organism: Laetiporus sulphureus 93-53
Lineage: Eukaryota; Fungi; Basidiomycota; Agaricomycetes; Polyporales; Laetiporaceae
Exons: 6
Coding region: 1-978 (325 amino acids)
Molecular function (GO): zinc ion binding; hydrolase activity
Source: RefSeq, a predicted model, not a curated record
AUGUUCAUUGCGAUAAUUGGAACGCGAUCAUCCGGAAGGUCCACGCUCGAGAGUUAUCUGGUAGAACUGAAAGGGUUCACUCCCGUCCGCCUCGAGCCUGAGUCUCCCGCCUCGGACACUCCCGCAUCUGACACAGAUUUGUAUCGCUGUAAUCCCCUGAGCUUCUCCACGCCUACUGAACUGCUAGACCAUGUCACGCGCAACUGGAGGACGGACUUCGUUACAGUAGACCUUGUCUCUAAAGAUGUCCUGGAAUCCUUUGCAAAACGGCCGUUCUUCGUGGUCAUCAAUGUAGAUGCCCCGCUGCAUAUCCGCUUCGAACGCGCGGCGCGAUCCCUUGACAAAGCGCUCUCGCUAGAGGACUUCGUCAGGGACCAUGACGAACAGUACUAUGGAACGGCACCAUCUGCGUCGCAACCAACGUGGUCUUUGAUUGAUUUGCAUGGUCUCGUCCAUCUUCAUGUCGUCAAUUCAUUCGAAACUAUUUCUGCGUUCUAUACGUAUCUCGAUGGCCUCGACCUGCUAGACGGAGAACGCCUGCGGCCGGGAUGGGAUGCUUACUUCAUGCAGCUGGCGUCGCUAGCCUCUCGAAGAUCAAAUUGCAUGAAGCGCCGAGUGGGUGCAAUUUUAGUCCGUAACGAGCGUAUCCUCGCAACGGGGUACAAUGGCACCCCGCGCGGCUUGGCGAACUGCAACGAAGGUGGCUGUGAUCGUUGCAACUGCGCGAAUGAAACAUCGCAUGAAUGCAUCUGUCUCCAUGCCGAGGAGAACGCGCUAUUAGAGGCCGGAAGAGAACGUAUUGGCGAUGGCGCUGUCCUGUAUUGCAAUACCUGUCCAUGUCUAAAAUGCACGGUCAAGAUCAUUCAGACGGGUAUCAAGGAGGUUGUGUACAAUCUGAGUUACAAGGUAGAUGAUGCUUCAACUGCAUUGUUUGAGCAAGCAGGAGUGCUACUUCGAAGGCACGCAAUGCCAGACUAG